Molecule: messenger RNA, 1107 nt
Organism: Aspergillus niger
Lineage: Eukaryota; Fungi; Ascomycota; Eurotiomycetes; Eurotiales; Aspergillaceae
Exons: 3
Coding region: 1-1107 (368 amino acids)
Molecular function (GO): oxidoreductase activity
Source: RefSeq, a predicted model, not a curated record
AUGACCAUCACCGAACCCACCACCGACCUCCCCACCCACCAACGUGCCGCCAUCCGGCAAGGCACCGGCCCGACCUCCACAACCACCAUCGAAACCAUCCCGGUUGAGAGACCCGGCCCAGGCCAAAUCCUCGUGAAAAUCACCUGGACGGGUCUCUGCGGCUCCGACAAGGGCCUCCUGCACGACGACUGGGCAGCAUUCGGGGUAAGUAUGCAGCCCGAGGCCAAGGGGAUCGCCGGCCACGAAGGGGUCGGGAGAGUGGUAGCUGUGGGCGAGGGGAUGGAGACGCGAUGGAAGAUCGGUGACCGAGCGGGGAUCAAGUGGAUUGCGAGCGUGUGUGGGGAGUGUGACUUCUGUUUGACGGGGACGGACGAGGUGAAUUGUAUCAAUCAGAAGAAUAGUGGGUUUACCAUGCCCGGCACGUUUCAGGAAUAUUGUCUUGCCGAUGGACGGUAUGCGUCGAGGAUUCCGGAUGGGGUGAGUGAUGAGGAGGCCGGGCCGAUGAUGUGUGGCGGGUUGACGGUUUAUGUGGCUUGUAAGAGGUCGAAUGUCAAGGCUGGCCAGUGGAUUGUCCUUCCCGGUGCUGGUGGUGGGCUCGGUCACUUGGCUAUUCAGUUUGCGCGAGCCAUGGGCAUGAGGAUCAUUGCUAUUGAUAGUGGGGAGGAGAAGCGCGAGCUGUGCCAGCGGCUUGGGGCAGAGGUGUUCAUUGAUUUCCAGCAGACUCCAGAUGUGGCCGCCGAGGUCAUGAAGGUCACCAAGUAUGGUGCUCAUGGCAUUAUUGUGACGGCGGCCACGAAGGCUGUUUAUGCGGCGGCACCGGGCUAUCUUCGGCCAAAUGGCACGAUGGUGGCUAUUGGGUUGCCCAACGACCCUACUAUCUUGGCUGGUGCUCCCCCGUUGAUGAUAGCACUCAAGAAGCUGAACAUCGUGGGGUCCAUAACUGGUACUCUGCAGGACACGCAGGAGGCGCUUGAAUUUACUGCAAGAGGCAUCGUUCAUCCUGUUCUGACCAAGGGUAAAUUGGAGGACUUGGACUCAUGGGUCGACAAGAUGGCCAAGGGCCAGCUGGCUGGUCGUACUGUCCUUCAGGUAAGCAGUGAUAACUGA